AGACCUGCUUGCCCUCUUCUGGUGCACAGAGCCUGGAUUUAUAUGUGCUUCAGUUCCAGGCAGUUCCAGGACACAGUGUGCCUGACCAGCUGCUUCAGAGCCAAAUGCUGGCAAAAGAGAAUCUGAUUCCAUCUGAGAAGCAGUCAUCUGGCACCAGUGAUUGCUGAUACAGUCUGACAAGCAAAGUCCCUCCAGUUUUCAGAGAAUCUGGAUAGAGAAUGUUCUCGAAGAUCACUUUUCUUGGGUGGUUCUCUUAAAAGGAAAACUUGAUUGUCGUGCUUUCUUCUGGAGACAACAAAUCACUUCACCUUCAAACCAUUUUAGACUAAAAAGCAUUCAACUGUGCUGCAAAAGUUAGGAGAUGGACAGUUUUUCCUUUCCUCUCAUUUGAAACUGAAAAUGAAAUAAAAUGGCAGAGGUUUAAGGUUAAUAUUCAGGAUGAAUGAUGAUAAUUUGGAUGAAAAGGCAGCAGAUGUAUCACAUUCCUUAUUUAUCAGUGAUAAAAAUGGAAACACAUACAACCAAACAUCACCAUCUGCACACAGCUCAGCUAGUCAUGUGAGUUGGAGUUCUGCCAACACAGAUGAUAUGGUCAUCGAUUAUGAAAUGGACCCUGCUGUAGACAGUGAUGAAAGUAUUUCUUUAAAUUCUCAGUGUGAAGUACUCAAGCACCGAAAGUCUUCAUGUGAUUUCAUUAGUCAGCGGAUGUUAGAGAUGCAUAAAGACCCUACAGGUCAGUCUUCUGCACUUGUAAAUACAGAGGAGCCUGAGUAUCUGCAUAGCAAUUGUCCUUCCCUGGAAGCUGCCCAGGACCAGAAUGUUGAACCAUCUCUGCCUUUUGUGUGGAAGCCUAAUGCUGAUUUGGACUAUAGAGACUAUCCCACUACCUUGGACUUAAACCAGACGUUUAACGGGAAAGCAGACAAAGUUAACUGUACCUUUAUAACACAUCAUGUGUUCGAAAACAGUCAGUCUUUGCAUGCCCAUGGCGAUUUCCAGCCAGUGGGUGUGAGAAGUGGAAGUACUCCUCCUUUAUCCUGUUCUACUUGGAUAUCAUCCGAUUCUGACAAUAUGCAUGUGAGAGAAAUUAGCUAUAAUAAAGAAAACUUGGAAAACCCUCAAGCCACAGCACCAGAGGCCCACAACACAACGUACACAGCAUUUUCUGAUGAUGUGAUGCACACUGAUGUUCCAAAUGUUGGAAAUCAAUGUCAAUAUUCUUCAGGAAAGGUCACCAGUGAGUACACAGAUGGGUCACAGCAAAGGCUAGUUGGAGAAAAAGAGAUACAAGCCCUAACACCAGUUUCUGAAGGCAUUGAAGUCCCCAAAGGAUUUGUAUUACAAGAGCUCUAUUGUUUAUCUAAAGAUGAACCAAAUAGUGAAACACAUUCACAAAGCUCAUAUGGUCAAAAGGAAAUGGGCCAAAAUCUAAGAAAGACAGUAUCUAAUUGUCUUAUUGAUGAUGAAUGCCCUUUACUGAUGCCAGCUUUUGAAAAAAAUAAAGCCAAAGUGCUGGACUCAGAGCAUAAAGUCCCUGUGACUGAAGAUCCAAAAAUUGCUUCUAAUGAGGAUUUGCAAACCCAAAACAAUACUGUAGAACUGACACAAAGUUGCUCACCAGGACAAAAGACAGUUUCACUAUUUGAAAUGUCUUGGGAUACAAAUGAAGUGGUUAUUAACACAAGUAACACAGCUUGCAUGUCAACACCCAUCAUAGAACCCAGAGAUGUAAGCUUUACUUUUUCACCGAUCAAAUUAACAGACAGCUGUAAUAAAGUGGAGAAGAGUAAUCAAGAGCCUAAAAAUGUGCUUAACUUGAAGGGGACACCUAUGAGCUCAGCUAAGCCUAGUCUAGGAAAGUCAGCAACUAAAACAAAUACCCCUAUAGGCAGCAAAUUUAGAAAAACUGAAAUUAUAAGUUACCCAAGACCAAACUUCAAGAAUGUCAAAGCUAAAGUUAUGUCUAGACCCGUGUUGCAGCCCAAAGAGUCUGCUUUAUCUAAGGCCACACCCAGGCCUCAGUUGACCAGUGUCACCUCAUCUCCCUCAGCAGUGUCUUCCUCAAGGCAGCUGACAGUUUUGAGCAAAACACCAAGAUCUGAUUUGAAUACAGACAGAAAAGCAGAAAUCUUAAUUAACAAGACACAUAAGCAGCAGUUUAAUAAACUCAUCACUGGCCAGGCUAUGCAUGUUACAACUCAUUCUAAAAAUGCUUCACACAGGGUUCCAAGAACAACAUCUGCCAUGAAAUCUAACCAGGAAGAUGUUGACAAAACAAGUUCUUCUCAUUCAGUAUGUGAGUCUGAGUCUGUAGCCGCAGUUUUUCAGAAGAUCAAAGGCGUCCUCCCUGUUAAAAUGGAAAGUACAGAAUGUUUGGGAAUGACGUAUGCUCUCCACAUUGAUAAGACCUGCCCCGAAAAGGAUGAAAAAGAAAACGAGAUACCUGUGGAAAAACAAGAGCUGAAAAAGGAAGUUAUGAAUGAGACCUUUGAAUAUGCUCCUCUGUUUCUGGAUUCUGCUUCCAAAACUACCACCCCCUCAGGUAGGAAUACAUCCAAGCCCGACUCCUGCAGUUUGCGGAAAACAUCAUGUCCAAAAGCCAAAGUGGGGCCAAUUGUUUCCUGUCUGAGGCGGAACAGUGACACUAGAAACCUCAGUUCUGAUCGAGCCUUAUCGCCUCAGAGGAUCAGGCGUGUGUCCAGCUCUGGAAAAGCUACAUCCUUGAAAAGUGUGCAACCGUCUUGGGUGAAUUUGGCUAGGCCACUUCCUAAAUCCAAAGCUUCUUUGAAAAGCCCUGCAUUACCGAGAACAGGAAGCACCCCGUCAAUCAGCAGCACCCACAGUGACCCACGCACCUACAGCAAUCACUCUGGUAAUGCUGCUGUUAUCAAGUAUGAGGAGAAGCCCUCAAAAUCAGCAUUUCAGAAUGGCUCAGGAUCCUUAUGUUUGAAGACUUUGGUACCCAGAGCUCAUGUACACUUGCUAAAAACUCCUCCAAAAGGUCCUUCAAGGAAAAGUCUGUUUACGUCUUUCAAUACAGUUGAAAAGAGCAGGCAAAAGAAUCCCAGAAGUCUGUGCAUCCAGACUCAGACAUCUCCAGAUGUGCUGUCUUCUGAAAAAGCACUUGAAUUGACUCAGUAUAAAACGAAAUGUGAAAGCCAAAGUGGAUUUAUCCUGCAGCUGAAGCAGCUCCUCUCCCGCGGCAAUAUCAAGCUUGAAGCAUUAACAGUUGUGAUCCAGCACCUGCUGUCUGAGCGGGAAGAAGCACUGAAACAACACAAAACCCUGUCUCAAGAACUUGUUAACCUCCGGGGAGAGCUAGUUGCUGCUUCAACCACCUGUGAGAAAUUAGAAAAAGCCAGGAAUGAGUUGCAAACAGCAUAUGAAGCAUUUGUCCAGAAGCUAAACCAGCAGCACCAGACUGAUCAAACAGAACUGGAGAGUCGGCUUAAGGAAUUUUACACUGGGGAGUGUGAAAAGCUUCAGAACAUUUACAUAGAAGAAGCAGAGAAGUAUAAAGCUCAAUUGCAGGAGCAGUUUGACAACUUAAGUGCUGCCCAUGAAACUUCUAAGUUGGAAAUUGAAGCUAGCCACUCGGAGAAAAUAGAAUUGCUAAAGCAAGCCUAUGAAACUUCCCUUUCAGAAAUCAAGAAAAGCCAUGAAAUGGAAAAGAAAUCACUUGAAAAUUUACUUUCUGAAAAGCAGUCAUCACUGGAGAAACAAAUCAGUGACCUGAAGAGUGAAAAUGAUGCUUUAAAUGAAAAACUGAAAUCAGAAGAACAAAAAAGAAUAUCAAGAGAGAAGGCAAACUUAAAAAACCCUCAGAUCAUGUAUCUGGAGCAAGAACUAGAAAGCCUGAAAGCUGUUCUAGAGAUCAAGAAUGAGAAGCUGCAUCAGCAGGAUGUCAAGUUAAUGAAAAUGGAAAAACUGGUGGACAACAACACAGCACUGGUUGACAAAUUGAAGCGAUUCCAGCAGGAGAAUGAGGAAUUAAAAGCUCGGAUGGACAAGCACAUGGCAAUCUCAAGGCAACUUUCCACGGAGCAGGCUGUGCUGCAGGAGUCGCUGGAGAAGGAGUCAAAAGUCAACAAGCGACUCUCCAUGGAGAAUGAGGAACUGCUGUGGAAGCUGCACAACGGGGACUUGUGCAGCCCCAAGAGAUCCCCCACGUCCUCAGCCAUCCCCUUUCAGUCACCCAGGAAUUCGGGCUCCUUCCCUAGCCCUAACGUGUCGCCCAGAUGACGCUUCCUGGAAGCCGGGAGACUCUGGGCGGGCAGUUGGAUGCAGGUCUGCAGGACCAACCCUAAUGACCAUCGUGGGAGCAAGAGCUACAUUAGCUCCUGUGAAUUUCUGCAGGAUAACUGGAAUGCGGCUACCACCAAAACCGGCUACCUAGGAGACUGGAACUCUGGAGGAAGACUUUUGACUUGGUCCAAAAGAUUCCUCUAAAAAAAGAUUCAGAAUCAAUAUGGAACUCGUUGCACAAAGCACUUAAGGAACGAGAGAAUCUUGUUCAUUGCCUUUUUCACCUAAGCUUAAGGGGAAAAACUCUCAGGGCCCUAUGAAGAUUUAUAACCUUUAUAACAUUCUUCACAGACACCUUCUUGUGAUUUUUAUUUCGGUCUGGCUGUGGGUGGGGUAUAUGAGUGAAACAGAUGUGAGAGUGUCAUGUGUCUUCUUUACUUCAGGAUAAAAGUCAAAAGCUCACUAUAUCUGGGUAUGUACUAAAUCAGAUCAUAGUCAGUGUACAGAUUGUGACAAAAGCCAUAGAAGAAAAAGCAAUAGUUCUUUAAAUUACAAUUCUCUACCACCACCUCUACCAGCCCUGUGACCCAGCGGAGAGAGGGUAUGAUGGGGAAAGCUUUGGCUUGUUGGUAUCUGUAUGUUUUCUCUGUCUUUUUGGAGUAACUUGUUGGGAGUUUUUCAGUGUUCACCCCCAUCAGUUUAAACUAGGUAGACUUAUCUGUGGGUUACAUAAUCCUAACACUAUACGAUGACCCAUUUCUCAGGCAAUGAGAAUAUACAGAAUCCUAAGAUUUCUGUUUAUGUAUAAAGAAAAACCGCAAUGCCAAUGGUUUGUUCUGCCUUAUGUUUUUUUACCUUGAGCUAAACUACGCUUUCAGAUGUAGACUCUUCUCCUCUCUCCUGUAAUCCCUAUUUCUCCCUUUCCUUUCUUUGCCAUCCAGAGCCACAAAACCCUCUACCUCCCAUCUAUGCUUUCCAGAGCCAGCUCAUUUCCAAGGUGCUGAACUCAUUUUCCAGAUAAACUGAGACCUGGAUCUGAUACACAAAUUUUGGAAACCCUUACCAUAAAAUGAGAAAAAGUUCCUGGCUGGAACUAAGAAAGAUAGGAGUCAGCACAUACUGAUAAGUAGAAGCACCUUAAGCCAAUAAUGCUGUGGUUAAUAGAAUAAAAGAGCCUGGGAAGACUUUGCUAGUUUGAGGGCACCCUUUGAGCGCUCUGUCCUUUAGAAAGCUAGCAGAAUAGCCACCUGACAAGUGGAAAAUGUGGCUUGACAACUCUACCAGUUAUGUUUGAACUUGUUUUCACAACUUAUCACCACACUCAGUUUUACACUCUGGAAGACAGGAGGACGACUGUGGCUUUUCCUCCCCUCCCUGCAUGUGUCAAUCCUGUGAUGUCAGUAUAGUAAGAACAGACUAGGAAAUUAGAUGUGGGUAUUUGAGUUAGCAGCUACAUGUGCGUUACAUGGGCAGCUAGUAUUCAUCAUGCAUGUUUAUUUUAAUUAGUGAUUGUGUUGGAUGUCUUUAACCUCUGAUAGUUUAUCACGUAUGUAACCUUCCAUGUUUGCUUCUGAUAAGUGGGGACAUAGAUUCACUGCCGGCUCCUGGGAUACGUCUGCUCUCACGUCUGCGUUGUUCUCAGUGACAUUAGCCAAAGUUGGGUUUGCCAUUCAUCCCCUCUACAUAAUAAUCUCUCGCUACUCCCUGCUAUUCUCCAUACCGUUUAGGUGUCUAGGAAAUAAACCUUACAGUAAUUAGUAAAAAUGUUCUCAGAGGGUGGGAGACAAGGAAGAAGACAGGGAACAAAAUAGAGAAUUUUUAAGAUGUGUUUAAACCAAAUGUUUCACACAGGAUGCAAAAUGUUGGCACGUCAUAAAAAUACAAAUGUGUAAACAAUGGUAGCUGUGCUGUUUGUAGUGAUGGAAAGUGUAUUUUAUUUUGAUCAAAUAAAUGAUGCUGGAAUAUUCAAUGUAAGAA
This is a messenger RNA of Cavia porcellus (domestic guinea pig), 6222 nucleotides long. RefSeq names its product microtubule associated scaffold protein 1 (gene Mtus1). Gene Ontology annotation, biological process: regulation of macrophage chemotaxis. The record is from RefSeq and is a predicted model, not a curated record. Lineage: Eukaryota; Metazoa; Chordata; Mammalia; Rodentia; Caviidae. Bases 439 to 4242 code for a protein of 1267 amino acids. Gene Ontology annotation, cellular component: nucleus; cytoplasm. The transcript has 17 exons. Gene Ontology annotation, molecular function: microtubule binding.